UCAUGCAUUGCCUGAACCUUUUUAUUCCUAUUCCCCCUUUCUUCAACUAGAGCUUCUAAAGAUACAUACUAAUAAAGCGAGGGAAUUAGUUGCCUAUAAGAAUUCAUCCCAUCCUCCCCCCUAAAAUCAUCUGUAGCAAAAAAAUGGCGAAACACUUGGGGUUUCUGUUCUGCAUCUUGAUCAUAGUCAUGGACAUUGUGGCCGGAAUACUUGGCAUUGAGGCUGAAAUCGCUCAAAACAAGGUGAAACAUUUGAGGGUGUGGAUAUUCGAGUGUAGAGAUCCAAGCUAUGAGGCUUUCAAGCUAGGGUUGGCUGCAGCAAUUUUUCUGGCCCUUGCUCACAUCAUCGGUAACUUGGUUAGUGGGUGCAUUUGCGUUUGGUCCAAGCAAGAUUAUGCCAACUCCUCAGCUAACAGGCAAUUAGCAGUUGCUUCCCUCAUUUUCUCUUGGAUCAUAUUAGCUGUUGGAUUAUCGAUGCUGAUCGUAGGAACAAUGGCGAAUUCGAGAUCUAGAAAAUCGUGUGGACUAGCUCACCAACGACUCCUGUCUAUAGGAGGGAUUUUAUGUUUCGUCCACGGAAUGUUCAUUGUCGCCUACUACGUGUCCGCCAAAGCCGCAGCAAGAGAUGAAAAGGAGCGAAGAAACCAUCCCGGAUCAGGUGCUGCAGCCCAUGUUUAGAAUGCCAUCUCUCCUCUCUUUUUGGGCUUCUUUGUGAUCAUCACAAGAUUGCCUUUGCCAGAUUGGGUUUUAGACAAUUCUUUUGUUAACGUUUGUGUUGAUCAUGAUGUAUUUGAUUGUAAAUGCUAACUAGAAAUGACAAUAGAUCCCACAAAUGGGUAUGUAUAUAUUUCGUUAAUCCUUACAUUGAUAUUGCAAGAAAGAGAUGUUCCACUA
Carya illinoinensis is the source of this 893-nucleotide messenger RNA. RefSeq lists its product as uncharacterized. NCBI's taxonomy places the organism in Eukaryota, Viridiplantae, Streptophyta, Magnoliopsida, Fagales, Juglandaceae. The record is from RefSeq and is a predicted model, not a curated record. Bases 144 to 677 code for a protein of 177 amino acids. The transcript has 3 exons.